GCAAGGCACAGUUGAUGGAUUGCCUUGAUGAUAGUAUAUCAUAAAUAAGAAGAAGAAGCAAAUGUCUUCAAGCAGGUCGCUUCAAUGUUGGACCCAACGCCCUCUCCUGAGCCCGGCCGCGGCUCCGAGAAAGGCUAUGGCAUUCAAAUCGCGUUUGUAUUCUAUCCGCAUCUCUACCUACCGCGCGGUCGCGUCGAAGAGAAAGAGACGACCUCCAAAUCUUCGCCAGAUCCAGCGGACGCAAUUGGAAGCAUAGAUGCCCACCUACUGAGUGUCGACGAAAUGUAUACCCGGUAUUUAAGUCAUCCUACAGUCGGUUUGGAGCUUGCCGCUGUUUGUCGCAGGGAGCGUGAUGGCAAGAAUAUCAUUAGUCCUCCACCUACCGUCUACUGGAAGAAAACGCUUGAUUAUAUCUUUUGGUGGCUUCAAUUUUCUCAUAUCUUCGUCAUCGUCAUUUCUGCUACAUUCUAUGCUUUGAUCGAUUGGAACGCGAACAGAAUCAUGAAGUCAAUAAAAUCUCUAAUUGCCCACGAGGCUGCGCAAAUAAUCAAAGCUGCUGACAUUGUAGUUGGUGAUGUUGCUGUGCUCAACGCUGGUGACCGUGUCCCGGCCGACAUGCGUGUCGUGCAGGCAUCAUCCGACCUUCGCUUUGAUCGCUCUCUCCUGACGGGUGAAAGCGAAAUGGUAUCAGGAGCUCUUCAUGCAACAUCCGACAAUGCUCUGGAGACUCGCAACCUCGCACUGACUUCCACUUUUGUCGUACAAGGGACUUGCCAUGGAGUCGUGUUCGCCACGGGAGAUAGGACUGUCAUGGGACGCCUUGUCAAGAUGUCGGGAGAAACAAAGUUCAAGCUCACCACUAUCCAAAGAGAAGUGUGGUUUUUCACCAAAAUCAUUUCAUAUGUCGCACUCUUUUUCUUCGGCUUAUCGAUUCUUCUAUACGGCGUUUGGUUACGGACAUCGUAUCCUGGUUAUGACACCGCGUCUUCUGCCAUCGUAAAUUCCAUUGGCUGCUUGACUGCUUUCGUUCCCCAAGGUCUCCCGGUUUGCGUGGCACUCUCAUUGACUGUUGUUGCCUGUCGCAUGGCUAAACGCCAUGUGUUGGUCAAGAAUCUGGCAACCAUCGAGACGUUAGGAUGCAUGUCUGUGCUAUGUUCCGACAAGACAGGUACAUUGACUGCGGGAAAGAUGAUGGUAGGGUAUAUUGCGUUCCUCGAUGGCGUAUUUAGUGUCGAGGAAGUUAACGAGAGGGUUACGAAGGCAUCAGACCCUACCGUAUUUUCUGCGUUCAAGGCGCUCCAUCAGAUCGCGAGGCUUUGCAACGGCGCGAAAUUCGACGCGACGACCAACCACCUUCCUGUGCAGGAUCGUACGACCAAGGGCGAUCCGACUGAUACUGCUCUUUUGCGUUUCUCCGAGGCCCUUUCGAUACCGGAGCUUGGUGUGGAUGCCAGUACUCUUCAGCAAGACUAUCAGAAGAAGUUUGAGAUCCCUUUCAAUUCCAACAACAAAUGGAUGCUUUCCGUGGUCUCCAAGGUCAAUACUGCUGAAAAGAACGCAGAGUCGACAUGGAUGUUCGUCAAGGGAGCUCCUGAUGUCUUGUUCCCUUCCUGCGGUAGUGUGCUACAGAGUGAUGGGACGGUCGUCAAGUUAACAAGUGAGGCAAGGCAGACGUUCGCCACGCUUCAAGAGGAUUGGUCAAGUCGGGGCCAACGAGUACUCGUGCUACUGGACUUUCGCCCGAACGACGUGGAAGAUCUCAUGUACAUGGAGAUGUGUGAUUUAACCUUGGUUGGUCUAAUUGGAAUUUACGAUCCUCCUCGCUCGGAUGUGUCGUCAUCGAUCUCUAUCAUUCGGCGAGCUGGAGUUCGAGUCUUUAUGGUCACCGGUGAUUUUAAGCUCACUGCUCUAGCUAUUGCACGCCAGGUCGGUAUCAUUACCCAGCGUGCCGUUGACACCAUCCAGGAUGUUCGAGCUGCUGCAUCUGAGAAGGUCCCGCCGAAAUAUUAUUAUCUUGCCAAGCCAUCGGACGACGAUCCCAUCCGCUCUCUGGUACUUACAGGGGAAGAUGUCGCAUCUCUCACCUCGUUUGAUUGGAAUGUCAUCGUUGGGGCCUACACAGAGAUCGUAUUUGCGCGCACUACCCCUGACCAGAAAAUGCGAAUUGUAGAGGAGAUCAAAGCUCGUGGAGACAAUACAGUCGCAGUCACUGGAGAUGGUGUCAAUGAUGCGCCAGCACUCAAAGCCGCUGAUAUUGGUGUUGCGAUGGGUAGUGGCAGUGAUGUGGCCAAGGAAGCUGCCGCCUUGAUCUUGUUGAAUAAUGACUUUGCUUCCAUCCCUGUCGCGAUAGAGUUGGGCCGACUAGUCUUUGAUAACCUGAAGAAAGUCACAUUGUAUCUCAUGCCUGGUGGAAGUUAUGCGCAAUUCAUGGCGAUCGUCGCAAACGUAUUACUAGGCAUGCAGUUACCUUUGAACUCGUAUCAACAAACCUGCUAUUCCAUCACCAACGAUGUCGUCAUGUCCAUCUCGUUAAUGUUUGAGAAGCCGGAGUGGGACUUGAUGCAGCGCAAACCACGCAAUGCCAGGACCGAUAGGCUUACGGGUUGGCGCUUUUUUUUCCAUAUCUACUUGUUCUAUGGACUGAUGCUAUGGCCCUGCGCGAUGGCGAUGUGGUUCUUGUACAUGAAUCAGCAGGGCCUCAGUUUCUAUAAAAUUAUCUUGACUUUCAACCAAUGGGAAGAUGGCUGGCAGGCCACUAGCUAUGUGACGGUGGCCAUCGGACAGUGCGGGACUCUUCUAGCAGUUUCCAACCGCCGAGUAUCGAUACUGCAGUCGAAUCCUCUAUGGGGCCCGCGUCGCAACCUACUGGUACUUGCUGGCAUGACGGGCACGAUAUUGAUCUGCAUCGUGAACCUCUAUGGACCUGGCUUUCAGCGGGUGUUUGGCACGACGCCUAUCCCCGGGAUGUUCUGGGGUCUUCCAUUUACCUUCGCUUUGGGGAUCUUGCUCAUGGACGAAACUCGCAAAGCCAUUGUGAGGAGAUACCCGAAGUCUUUCAUUGCGUGGCUAGCAUGGUGA
Molecule: messenger RNA, 3078 nt
Organism: Suillus subalutaceus
Lineage: Eukaryota; Fungi; Basidiomycota; Agaricomycetes; Boletales; Suillaceae
Exons: 16
Coding region: 85-3078 (997 amino acids)
Biological process (GO): intracellular potassium ion homeostasis; intracellular sodium ion homeostasis; sodium ion export across plasma membrane
Cellular component (GO): membrane
Molecular function (GO): ATP hydrolysis activity; ATP binding; P-type sodium:potassium-exchanging transporter activity
Source: RefSeq, a predicted model, not a curated record